Molecule: messenger RNA, 1155 nt
Organism: Bombina bombina (fire-bellied toad)
Lineage: Eukaryota; Metazoa; Chordata; Amphibia; Anura; Bombinatoridae
Product: DEP domain-containing mTOR-interacting protein-like
Exons: 10
Coding region: 1-1155 (384 amino acids)
Biological process (GO): intracellular signal transduction
Molecular function (GO): protein binding
Source: RefSeq, a predicted model, not a curated record
AUGAUGGAGCUUCUCAGCAACAGCCUCAAGGAGAAGGCAGAAGAUUUUCAGCGCCAGGCAGCUAUUAGUGUUGCGGGAGAGCAGCUGAGGUUGCGCCUGCAUAAUGCCAAGCUGAUUAAAGACCGCUGUCAUCACAUGCUUACAUACCCAAACUGUUUUGUGGCUAAAGAGCUUGUUGAUUGGCUUAUUGAUCAUAAAGAAGCUCCAGACCGAGGGACUGCCAUUAGCAUCAUGCAAACAUUUAUGGACAACAACGUUAUCCAUCAUGUCUGUGACGAGUAUGCAGUAUUUAAAGAUGCCAAACUGCUGUAUCGAUUUCGAAAUGAUGAUGGCACCCUGUCUCCAAGCAAAAAUGUAAAGAUUUUCGUUAGAGGCCAGAAGCUGUAUGAUAUCAUGGCAAAUGAGGAGGAUUCUAUACUUAAAGUUCGGGAACAAGGUUCAGAAAAAUAUCGGCGGACCUUCUUGGGCCAAGAGAUGUUAGACUGGUUGGUCAAACAUGGGGAAGUGUCCAAACGGACUGAUGGGGAGGAGCUGUGCCGGGCAAUGCUGGAGUUUGGAAUUAUUCAGCAUGUGUCAGGCCACCAACAUUUCUCUGACUCAGAUGCGCUAUUCCAGUUCUGCAUUAAUUUCCGCCGGAGGAGGAAAUUGAUCGAGGUUCUGAACGACCUACAGUCCUGUGCAGAACCCAGGCCAGACUCUCCAGACAGCCCCUUCUGUUUGCGCAAACUCAGCUCUGAUCUUCCUCAUACCAGCUUUGUUUGUGUAGAGACUUAUGAUGAAAAGGCUCAGCCUACUGUGAGGAGAAGUAGCUACUCCAAUCCUACAUCUAGUGGUGGCUACCAUUAUUCACAGCCUUCCAUGCCUCUGAUGACCCCUCCAUCAGUGUUAAAAAGGCCGGUUUCUAUUGAGGAGCUGUUGGCACCAGGAGCCCCCUUCAUCAGGAAAACCUUAAAUAUCAUAGGAGAUGAUGUGGGUUGGGGCUUUGUAAUACGCGGGGCAAGUCCAUGUCAUAUUCAGGCUGUUGAUCCUGGUGGACCAGCUGCUGCUGCUGGCAUGAAGUUCAUUUCAAACAGUGCUGUGCUUCUGGCUGCACUGUGUAACUUUCUUUCCUACGAAAUGGUCUCUGAGGAGCAUGUGUCCUCUCAUACUGUGUAA